CCUGAAUGGUAAGGUGGUCUGUAUCCUGUAUGCCAUGGUGGGUAUCCCCCUCAUGCUCCUGGUCAUCACAGAUGUGGGAGACCUCAUGGCCGUGCUCCUGUCCAGGGCCUACAUCCACCUGCACACUCUUUUCUGCAGGUUGCGUCAAUAUGGCCGCUGGUUCCCCUCCCAUCACACAGAGAAGUCAGGGGACGGGGGCCAGGGGGACUGCCAGGACGGAACCUACACAUUCAGCCACAAGGUGGUGGUCCGGGAGCCCAUCGACAUCCGACAGGUCCUUCACAGCCAGCAGUCUGUGAAGUGCAAGUCCAACCAGUUGCUGAACAACACAAAGAUCUUUGACUGCAUCAUUGCACAGGAGAACUUCAACAGGCAGGGCCCACUGGUGCGGAGCCUUUCUUGCCAUGAGCUUGACAGCAUGCCUCCCUUGCCCAAGGACUUUGCCAUCUGGGACUUCACAGGCAUCGGGGAGAGUAUGGACAAGCUAAACGUCCCGCUGCUCCUCAUCCUGGUGGUGGUGUUUGCCUACAUCCUGUUUGGAGGCCUCAUCCUGCCCCUGUGGGAGACAGAGUUCAACACCUUUGACGCCUACUACUUUUGCUUCAUCACCCUCACCACCAUUGGCUUCGGUGACAUCGUGCCCAACCACCCCAAGUUCUUCAUGCUCACCUUCGUCUUCAUCAUCACGGGCAUGGCCAUCAUGUCCAUGGCCUUCAAGCUGGGCCAGUCACGCAUCGUCAGCUGUUACCGCCAGUGCAUGCGCUGUAUCAGCGGGGGGAAGGUGAAGAGGUAUGACGAGUUGGAGAGCGACUGAAUCAAAGAGUUUUGGCCCCCAUCGGGCAGCUCAAGGGUUCUAGGGUUAUAAGGCCCUGCACUGUGGGUCAAAAAAUCAAAUCAAAUCAAAUCAAAUUUUAUUUGUCACAUACAC
Molecule: messenger RNA, 928 nt
Organism: Oncorhynchus kisutch (coho salmon)
Lineage: Eukaryota; Metazoa; Chordata; Actinopteri; Salmoniformes; Salmonidae
Product: potassium channel subfamily K member 18-like
Exons: 1
Coding region: 35-814 (259 amino acids)
Biological process (GO): potassium ion transmembrane transport; stabilization of membrane potential
Cellular component (GO): plasma membrane
Molecular function (GO): outward rectifier potassium channel activity; potassium ion leak channel activity
Source: RefSeq, a predicted model, not a curated record